AUGCCAGUGUUGAAAUCAGACAAUUUCGAUCCAUUGGAAGAAGCUUACGAAGGUGGAACAAUUCAAAACUAUAAUGAUGAACACCAUCUUCAUAAAUCUUGGGCAAACGUGAUUCCGGACAAACGAGGACUCUACGACCCUGAUUACGAACAUGACGCCUGCGGUGUCGGUUUCGUGGCAAAUAAGCAUGGUGAACAGUCUCACAAAAUUGUUACCGACGCUAGAUAUCUUUUGGUCAAUAUGACUCAUCGUGGUGCUGUUUCAUCUGAUGGUAACGGUGACGGUGCCGGUAUUCUGCUAGGUAUUCCUCACGAAUUUAUGAAAAGAGAAUUUAAGUUGGAUCUUGAUCUAGACAUACCUGAGAUGGGCAAAUACGCCGUGGGUAAUGUUUUUUUUAAGAAAAACGAAAAGAAUAACAAGAAAACCCUGAUUAAAUGUCAGAAGAUUUUCGAGGAUUUAGCUGCAUCCUUCAACUUAUCAGUAUUAGGUUGGAGAAACGUCCCCGUAGACUCUACAAUUUUGGGAGACGUUGCUUUAUCUCGUGAACCUACUAUUCUACAACCAUUAUUGGUUCCAUUAUAUGACGAAAAACAACUGGAGUUCAAUGAAAUUAAAUUCAGAACUCAAUUGUAUCUUUUAAGGAAGGAGGCCUCUCUUCAAAUAGGACUUGAAAACUGGUUUUAUGUUUGCUCCUUAAACAAUACCACCAUUGUUUACAAGGGUCAAUUGACGCCUGCUCAAGUGUACAACUACUACCCUGAUUUGACUAAUGCACAUUUUAAAUCCCAUAUGGCGUUGGUCCAUUCAAGAUUUUCCACUAAUACUUUUCCCUCUUGGGAUAGAGCUCAACCUUUACGUUGGUUAGCUCAUAAUGGUGAAAUCAACACCUUAAGAGGUAACAAGAAUUGGAUGCGCUCCAGGGAAGGUGUGAUGAAUUCCGCAACUUUCAAGGAUGAGUUAGAUAAACUAUAUCCGAUUAUCGAAGAGGGUGGGUCCGAUUCUGCUGCAUUGGAUAACGUUUUAGAACUAUUGACUAUAAAUGGCACAUUGUCUCUUCCUGAAGCUGUUAUGAUGAUGGUUCCUGAAGCAUACCAUAAGGAUAUGGAUUCUGACCUAAAGGCAUGGUAUGACUGGGCUGCAUGUUUGAUGGAGCCUUGGGAUGGUCCAGCUUUGUUGACUUUCACUGAUGGUCGUUACUGUGGUGCUAUAUUGGAUAGAAAUGGUUUAAGACCUUGUCGUUAUUAUAUCACCAGUGAUGACAGAGUUAUCUGUGCUUCAGAGGUUGGUGUCAUUCCUAUCGAAAACUCAUUGGUUGUUCAAAAAGGUAAACUGAAACCAGGUGAUUUGUUCCUAGUGGAUACUCAAUUGGGUGAAUUGGUUGAUACUAAAAAGUUAAAAUCUCAAAUCUCAAAGAGACAAGACUUCAAGUCUUGGUUAUCCAAAGUCAUUAAGCUAGACGACUUGCUAUCAAAGACUACUAACCUAAUGUCUAAAGAGUUUGUAUCGCAGGAUUCAUUAUCUUUGAAAGUUCAAAGUGACCCACGUCUAUUGGCCAAUGGUUAUACCUUCGAACAGGUCUCCUUUCUAUUAACUCCAAUGGCUUUGACAGGUAAGGAAGCUUUAGGUUCCAUGGGUAAUGAUGCUCCAUUAGCCUGCUUAAACGAAAAUCCUGUCUUACUUUAUGAUUAUUUUAGACAAUUGUUCGCUCAAGUGACCAACCCUCCGAUCGAUCCAAUCCGUGAAGCAAAUGUCAUGUCGUUAGAAUGUUACGUAGGUCCUCAAGGUAACCUUUUGGAAAUGCAUUCAUCCCAAUGUGAUCGUUUGUUAUUGAAAUCUCCAAUCCUACAUUGGAAUGAAUUCCAAGCCUUAAAAAACAUUGAAGCGGCCUAUCCAUCGUGGUCUAUAGCUGAAAUUGAUAUCACGUUUGAUAAGAGCGAGGGUCUAUUGGGUUAUACGGAUACUAUUGACAAAAUCACUAAAUUGGCCGGUGAAGCAAUUGAUGAUGGCAAAAAGAUUCUGAUAAUCUCAGACAGGAAAAUGGGUGCCAACCGAGUUUCCAUCUCAUCCUUGAUUGCAAUCUCAUCUAUUCAUCAUCAUCUCAUCAGAAACAAGCAACGUUCCCAAGUUGCUUUGAUCUUGGAAACAGGUGAAGCUAGGGAAAUUCAUCAUUUCUGUGUCCUACUAGGUUAUGGUUGUGAUGGUGUUUACCCAUACUUAGCCAUGGAAACUUUGGUCAGGAUGAACAGAGAAGGUUUACUUCGUAAUGUCAACAAUGAUAAUGAUACACUUGAUGAAGAACAAAUACUAGAAAAUUACAAGCAUGCUAUUGAUGCAGGUAUCUUGAAAGUCAUGUCUAAGAUGGGUAUCUCCACUUUAGCAUCCUACAAGGGUGCCCAAAUUUUUGAAGCUCUUGGUUUAGAUAAUUCUAUUGUCGAUUUGUGUUUCACGGGUACUUCUUCCAGAAUUAGAGGUGUAACUUUCGAAUAUUUGGCUCAAGAUGCUUUUUCCCUACAUGAACGUGGUUAUCCAUCCAGACAAACCAUUUGCAAGUCUGUCAAUUUACCAGAAAGUGGUGAAUAUCACUUUAGAGAUGGUGGUUACAAACACGUCAACGAACCGACCGCGAUUGCUUCCUUGCAGGAUACCGUUAGGAACAAAAAUGAUGUCUCAUGGCAAUUAUAUGUCAAAAAGGAAAUGGAAGCAAUUAGAGACUGUACACUUAGAGGACUUUUAGAGUUAGAUUUUGAAAAUUCUAGUAGUAUUCCUUUAGAACAAGUUGAACCAUGGACUGAAAUUGCCAGAAGAUUUGCGUCAGGUGCCAUGUCUUAUGGUUCUAUUUCUAUGGAAGCCCAUUCUACAUUGGCAAUUGCUAUGAAUCGUUUAGGUGCUAAAUCUAACUGUGGUGAAGGUGGUGAAGAUGCAGAACGUUCUGCAGUUCAAGAAAACGGUGACACCAUGAGAUCAGCCAUCAAACAAGUUGCUUCCGCCAGAUUCGGUGUGACUUCAUACUAUUUGUCUGAUGCUGAUGAAAUCCAAAUUAAGAUCGCUCAGGGUGCUAAGCCUGGUGAAGGUGGUGAAUUACCAGCCCACAAAGUAUCUAAGGAUAUCGCUAAGACUAGGCACUCCACCCCUAAUGUCGGGUUAAUUUCCCCUCCUCCUCACCAUGAUAUUUAUUCUAUUGAAGAUUUGAAACAACUGAUCUAUGAUUUGAAAUGUGCUAAUCCAAGAGCAGGGAUCUCUGUAAAAUUGGUUUCCGAAGUCGGUGUUGGUAUUGUUGCCUCUGGUGUAGCUAAGGCCAAAGCGGAUCAUAUCUUGGUUUCUGGUCAUGAUGGUGGUACAGGUGCUGCAAGGUGGACAAGUGUCAAAUACGCGGGUUUACCAUGGGAAUUAGGUCUAGCUGAAACUCAUCAAACUUUAGUAUUGAAUGAUUUAAGACGUAACGUUAUUGUCCAAACUGAUGGUCAAUUGAGAACUGGGUUUGAUAUCGCUGUUGCGGUUUUAUUAGGGGCAGAAUCUUUUACUUUGGCAACUGUUCCAUUAAUUGCUAUGGGUUGUAUCAUGUUAAGAAGAUGUCACCUGAACUCUUGCGCUGUUGGUAUUGCCACACAAGACCCGUACUUGAGAAGUAAGUUUAAGGGUCAGCCCGAGCAUGUUAUCAACUUCUUCUAUUAUCUGAUUCAAGAUUUAAGACAAAUCAUGGCUAAGUUAGGUUUCCGUACCAUUGAUGAAAUGGUGGGUCAUUCUGAGAAAUUAAAGAAAAGGGACGACGUAAAUGCCAAGGCUAUAAAUAUCGAUUUAUCUCCUAUUUUGACUCCAGCACAUGUUAUUCGUCCAGGUGUUCCAACUAAGUUCACUAAGAAACAAGAUCACAAACUUCACACUCGUCUAGAUAAUAAGUUAAUCGAUGAGGCCGAAGUUACUUUAGAUCGUGGCCUACCAGUGAACAUUGACGCCUCUAUAAUCAAUACUGAUCGUGCACUCGGUUCUACUUUAUCUUACAGGAUCUCGAAGAAAUUUGGUGAAGAUGGUUUGCCAAAGGAUACUGUGGUUGUCAAUAUAGAAGGUUCUGCAGGCCAAUCUUUUGGUGCUUUCUUAGCUUCUGGUAUCACUUUCAUCUUGAAUGGUGAUGCUAAUGAUUAUGUUGGUAAAGGUUUAUCCGGUGGUAUUAUUGUCAUCAAACCACCAAAGGAUUCUAAAUUUAAGAGCGAUGAAAAUGUCAUCGUUGGUAACACCUGUUUCUAUGGUGCUACUUCUGGUACUGCAUUCAUUUCAGGUAGUGCUGGUGAGCGUUUUGCUGUUAGAAACUCUGGUGCCACCAUUGUUGUUGAGAGAAUUAAGGGUAACAACGCUUUUGAGUAUAUGACUGGUGGUCGUGCCAUUGUUUUAUCACAAAUGGAAUCCUUGAAUGCUUUCUCCGGUGCCACUGGUGGUAUUGCAUACUGUUUAACUUCAGAUUACGACGAUUUUGUUGGAAAGAUUAACAAAGAUACUGUUGAGUUAGAAUCCUUGUGUGACCCGGUCGAGAUUGCGUUUGUGAAGAACUUGAUUCAAGAGCAUUGGAACUACACCCAAUCAGACCUAGCAUCCAGGAUUCUCGGUAAUUUCAACUAUUAUUUGAAAGACUUCGUUAAGGUCAUUCCAACUGAUUAUAAGAAAGUUCUAUUGAAAGAGAAAGCAGAUGCUGCAAAAGCUAAGGCUAAGGCAACCUCAGAAUACUUAAAGAAAUUUAGAUCGAACCAAGAAGUUAAUGAUGAAGUCAACGCUCUGUUGAUUGCUAAUCAAAAAGUCAAAGAGCAAGAAAAGAAGAAAAGUAUCACUAUUUCAAACAAGGCCACCUUGAAAGAACCCAAGGUUGUCGAUUUAGAAGACGCAGUCCCAGAUGCCAAACAGCUAGAAAAGAAUAGCGAGAGAAUUGAAAAAACGCGUGGUUUUAUGAUCCACAAACGUCGCCAUGAGACACACAGGGACCCAAGGACCAGAGUCAAUGACUGGAAAGAGUUUACUAAUCCUAUUACCAAGAAGGAUGCCAAAUAUCAAACUGCGAGAUGCAUGGAUUGUGGUACACCAUUCUGUUUGUCUGAUACUGGUUGUCCUCUAUCUAACAUCAUCCCCAAGUUUAAUGAAUUGCUGUUCAAGAACCAAUGGAAGUUGGCACUUGAUAAAUUGCUAGAGACAAACAAUUUUCCAGAAUUCACUGGAAGAGUGUGUCCAGCACCCUGUGAGGGAGCUUGUACACUAGGUAUUAUUGAAGACCCAGUGGGUAUUAAAUCGGUUGAAAGAAUUAUCAUUGACAAUGCUUUCAAGGAAGGAUGGAUUAAGCCAUGUCCACCAAGCACACGCACUGGUUUUACAGUGGGUGUUAUUGGUUCUGGUCCAGCCGGUUUGGCGUGUGCUGAUAUGUUAAACCGUGCCGGACACAAGGUCACCGUUUAUGAAAGAUCCGACCGCUGUGGUGGGUUAUUGAUGUACGGUAUUCCAAACAUGAAGUUGGAUAAGGCUGUAGUGCAGCGUCGUAUUGAUCUAUUGAGCGCCGAAGGUGUUGACUUUGUUACCAACACAGAAAUCGGUAAAACUAUAAGCAUGGACGAACUGAACAACAAGCACAAUGCAGUAGUGUACGCUAUCGGUUCUACCAUUCCACGUGACUUGUCCAUUAAGGGACGCGAAUUGAAGAAUAUUGACUUUGCCAUGCAGUUGUUGGAAUCUAACACAAAGGCUUUGUUGGACAAAGAUUUGGAAAUCAUUCGCGAAAAGAUUCAAGGUAAAAAGGUGAUUGUUGUUGGUGGUGGUGACACAGGUAACGAUUGUUUGGGUACAUCGGUGAGACAUGGUGCAGCAUCGGUUUUGAAUUUUGAAUUGUUGCCUGAGCCGCCAGUGGAACGUGCCAAAGACAACCCAUGGCCUCAAUGGCCACGUGUCAUGAGGGUAGACUACGGUCAUGCUGAAGUGAAGGAACAUUAUGGCAGAGACCCUCGUGAAUACUGUAUCUUGUCUAAGGAAUUUAUCGGUAACGAUGAGGGUGAAGUCACUGCCAUCAGAACGGUACGUGUAGAAUGGAAGAAGUCUCAAAGUGGCGUGUGGCAAAUGGUAGAAAUUCCUAACAGUGAAGAGAUCUUCGAAGCCGAUAUCAUUUUGUUGUCGAUGGGAUUCGUUGGUCCUGAAUUGAUCAGCGGCAACGAUAGCGAAGUGAAGAAGACGAGACGUGGUACCAUCGCCACAUUGGACGACUCUUCGUACUCUAUUGACGGAGGAAAGACGUUCGCAUGUGGUGACUGUAGAAGAGGACAGUCUUUAAUUGUCUGGGCCAUCCAAGAAGGUAGAAAGUGCGCUGCCUCUGUCGAUAAGUUCUUAAUGAACGGCACUACCUAUUUACCAAGUAAUGGUGGUAUCGUUCAACGUGAUUACAAACUUUUGAAAGAACUAGCUAGUCAAGUUUAA
This is a messenger RNA of Saccharomyces paradoxus, 6438 nucleotides long. It is a transcript of the gene GLT1, whose product is annotated as glutamate synthase (NADH). Gene Ontology annotation, molecular function: glutamate synthase (NADH) activity; flavin adenine dinucleotide binding; iron ion binding. The transcript has a single exon. The record is from RefSeq and is a predicted model, not a curated record. Bases 1 to 6438 code for a protein of 2145 amino acids. Lineage: Eukaryota; Fungi; Ascomycota; Saccharomycetes; Saccharomycetales; Saccharomycetaceae.